AUGGACUUUUUGGAAAAUCUGUCUCGACAACUGGAGGACAUCCGGCUGGAUGGAACAAACGUGAGAGCUGAAUUCCCCUGUCCGCGGUCGGUCUUGCGAUAUCUCAACGACCAAGAAUCCAUGAAUGAUCCCAAUAAUUUAACAAAUACAUCAAACUUAGAAAAUGGUAUAGAUAAUGAAGGUGCACCUGAAAAUCAAUCCAGAAUACGGACAAGGAAACGUUUACAAAGGAGACAGAAACAAAAGAUAAAAUCUUUAUUUGAUAAACAUGAUAUUAAUCCCAAUGAACAAAAUCGAUCAACUACAAAUACUAUAGAGCCAUUAUCGAAUCAUAAAGAUUUUUAUCAUGAUUAUAUGCAGUUAGAUGAUGUGAAAAAAGGUUUAGAAAGUGGUGAACUUUUUGAAGGAAAUAUACGUAUUAGUCAAAAAUGUCACACAGAAGCAUAUGUUCCUUCACCGGAUAAAUCAAAGGAUAUAUUAAUAAAUGGUAUUAGAUCACGGAAUAGAGCACUAGAUGGUGAUAAAGUUGUCGUAAAAAUACUGGACAAAUCUCACUGGAGGAACCCAGAUACAGAAGAUUGUCAACGAACUGGCUUGGUGGUUUACAUAACAAGUUCCAAAGAGAAUCGUAUCGUAGUAGGAUCCUUGAUAGUUGAUAGAGGUGUUAUUCAUCGAUAUAGCACAUUAAUUCCCAGAGACUGUCGAAUUCCCAGAUUACUUGUAGACACUUCAAUUUGGCCGUUUCCUAUUGAUUUGAGGGAUGGAACCAAGGAAUCAAAAGAAUUGUUUUAUGCUGUCUUCUCACGCUGGGAUAAUUACAAGACUCCCUUUGGAGUAUUGAAAGGAGUUUUGGGAGAAUCAGGAAAAAUAAAUGCAGAAACUGAAGGUAUACUGAUUGCUCAUGACAUACAGGAACAUCCAUACCCAGAUGAUAUAGAUAAAUAUUUUCCGCCACCGUUUUCUGUGGAAGAAGAACUGAAACACAGGAAAGAUUUCAGAAAACAUUGCAUUUUCUCCAUUGAUCCCCCUACCGCCAAAGAUCUAGACGAUGCGCUUUCCUGUGUACCGCUUCCAAACGGCAAUUUUGAAAUUGGUAUUCACAUAUCUGAUGUGACAUAUUUUGUCAAGCAAGGUACACCAUUAGAUGAAAUUGCAGAAAAAUUGGCCACUAGUGUUUAUUUAAUACAAAAAGUAUAUCACAUGUUACCUCCAGCUUUGACAAUGAUGGCAUCAUUACUACCAGGAACCGAUAAACUUGCUGUCUCUAUCACUUUGGAAAUGACACCCGAUGCUAAUGUGAUUAGUCACUCUUUUAGUCAAUCUAUUAUACACUCUUGCGCUCAAUUGCAUUACGCACAUGCUCAAAUAUUCUUAGAAAAUCCUGAUAAAAAAGAUUGGGAUGAAUCUGAGUUUCCUACUGUGUAUAAUGGUUAUACAGUCAGUGACUGUGCAACAGCCGUUAGCCAUUUACAUAAACUUGCGGCAGUGAUGCGAGAGAGGCGUUUUGGCUCUGGAGCUCUGGCGAUCAACCAACCCAAGUUGUCUUUUGAAAUAGACAGAGCUACAUGCGAGCCACUGUCAUAUUCGUUGUAUAUACUCCACGAGAGUAAUUGGUUAAUAGAAGAAUUUAUGCUUCUUGCCAAUACAAUGGUCGCUGAACAUUUGAAAACUCACUUCCCAACCACAGCUAUGCUCAGAAAUCAUCACGCACCAGAUGUUGCUCCUAUGGAAAAAGCAGUGAAACUAUUGAAAACACAUGACAUUGAUAUUGAUUUUACUUCAGCUGGAUCUAUUCAUAAGUCUAAAGCUGUCUAUUGUCAAGGUGAAAAUUCAAAGAAUUCUCAUUGGGAUAUUAUUAUUAACAACAUUCUAUCAAAACCGAUGGUUCGUGCCGAAUACUGUGUUAUUGAUCCAAACAGACUUAUGUCUCAUUUUGCACUCAACGUACCAUAUUAUACACAUUUUACCUCUCCCAUUCGUAGGUAUCCAGACAUAGUCGUGCACCGUAUGCUCAUAUCUUGGUUAACAAACAAGCCAAUCAAGGAAUACGAAGACCCAAAAGUCAUUGACAAGAUAGCCAUCAAUAGCAACGACAAAAAGAAUAACGCAAAGAAAGCGUCAGAAGCUAGUGCAGAUAUUUAUGCUGCGUGUUUGAUCGGUAAACUGGGAGGCCUACAGGUGGAUGCAGCUAUAAUGGAAAUAAAAGAAAACUAUUUUGAAGCCACAGUCCUCUCAAUGAACAUGAACGUCAGAGUUUACGUGAAUAUUUCUCACAACAACCCAGACUUGGUACACAAAGCCUGUAAAUUCUUUAUCUUUGACAAUAAACCCACGUUAGUUGUCUGGUGGGAUAACAAAGGUGAAAACAAGCAAACCCUUCAACUAUUUGACAAAGUGAAAUUGAAGCUCUUGAAAAGAGAGAAUUGUUUGAAAUUAAGAGCCAUUUUGAUCAGAGACGAAUAG
Macrosiphum euphorbiae (potato aphid) is the source of this 2463-nucleotide messenger RNA. The record is from the annotation of a GenBank genome assembly. NCBI's taxonomy places the organism in Eukaryota, Metazoa, Arthropoda, Insecta, Hemiptera, Aphididae.